AUGAAAAACAGGCUUUCAAAAUGCGAAGUUUGCAAGACACAACAAGCCAAAUAUAAAUGCCCCGUCUGUAAAAUUUUGUAUUGUUCUAUAGACUGCUUCAAGAACGUUGCUGUACACAAUCAUGAGAAUUUACUAGAUGAGAAAGAAAAAAAAACGGAGCCUGAUCGUAACGCCCCUCAAACAAAUUCAGAUGAUUCGGCCGCCCAGCAAGAUGGGUCAAAAUUUCUGCGUAUAAUUCUGGACUCUGAACUUCGUCGCAUGUUACAAUAUGACUCGUUACAGUUUCAUUUACUAACCCUUAUGAAAAUAAUCAACGAUAUUAGCGUAACUAAUGAGCCUAGUUCUGAAAAUAGGAAAGAGAUUGCCAACAUGAAAUUAUGUGACUUGCGAUCCGGUGGGCUGGAGGCCAACCAGCUAGUAGAAGAAUUUGUUCAAAGAUUUCUUUACUUAUAUGACAGUGACGAUAAAAUUACAAUAUGA
Molecule: messenger RNA, 480 nt
Organism: Priceomyces carsonii
Lineage: Eukaryota; Fungi; Ascomycota; Pichiomycetes; Serinales; Debaryomycetaceae
Gene: HIT1
Product: Hit1p
Exons: 1
Coding region: 1-480 (159 amino acids)
Source: RefSeq, a predicted model, not a curated record